GGCCAUGAGAAACAUGUGUCUUGAAAAUGUCAAAUGUGUUUUCUCUGUUUUUUUCAGUAUCUAAUGCAUUGUUAGUGACUUUUCUUUUUUCAGGUCAUAGUUGAAAUAUCUGUUCGUUAGCAGAGAUUCACCUUCGAGCCCACAAUGACAGAGGUCAGAUCAAUACAGAGGUUAGAUGAGGUGGUGGUCAACAAGAUAGCUGCUGGUGAAGUUAUCCAGCGUCCAGCCAACGCUCUGAAAGAAAUGAUAGAAAAUAGUCUUGAUGCUAAAGCGACCAGUAUACAAGUAACAGUGAAACAAGGUGGAUUGAAGCUCUUGCAGAUCCAGGAUAAUGGACAUGGAAUUAAGAAAGAUGACAUGGACAUUGUCUGUGAGCGUUUUACCACCAGCAAGUUACAGAAAUUUGAAGAUCUGAAUUCAAUUGCGACAUAUGGAUUCCGUGGAGAGGCUUUGGCCAGUAUCAGCCAUGUUGCUCAUGUUACCAUAACAACAAGGUCAACAGAUGCCAAGUGUGCUUAUAAGGGUUCAUACAGUGACAGUAAACUGAAGGGCCCUGUGAAGCCAUGUGCUGGCAAUGUUGGUACUCAAAUUACAGUGGAGGAUCUUUUCUAUAAUAUUCCAACGAGGAAGAAAGCAUUGAAAAGUCCUUCAGAAGAGCAUGCCAAAGUAACUGAAGUCGUCAGCAGGUAUGCUGUUCACAACGCAGGUGUAGGAUUCACUCUAAAGAAACAUGGGGAGAGCACUGCUGAUGUGCGCACUCCUCCCAACGCAUCAAUCUUGGACAACAUCCGCACCAUCUUCGGAGCAUCUGUUGCAAGAGAGCUGCUGGAGGUAGAACACGAAGACACUAAGCUGUGUUUCAAGUUAAAGGGAUUCGUCUCAAAUGCCAACUACUCCGUCAAGAAAUGUGUCUUGCUGCUUUUUAUCAAUCAUCGCUUGGUCGACUCUUCAGCACUCCGGAAAGCCAUUGAGACCGUUUAUGCAGCAUAUUUACCUAAGAAUAUGCACCCCUUUAUGUAUUUGAGUCUUGAGAUUGCGCCACAGAACGUGGACGUUAAUAUUCACCCAACGAAACAUGAGGUCCACUUCCUCCAUGAGGACGCCAUAAUCGAGUCGGUACAGAAAGUCAUCGAAUCGAAACUUCUUGGCGCAAAUGAGUCAAGGACGUAUUUUGCUCAGGCCCUUCUCCCCGGUGCUACUGUCUCUGUAUCCGAUAGCUCCGUCGGGAAAACCGCCAAGGACCAGUCGUCUGCCCCUCACCACAUGGUACGGACAGACAGCCGGGACCAGAAACUUGAUGCAUUUAUCAAACCAUCGACAUCGAAAGAAAAACAAGAUGAACCAAUGGAGAUAGACAAUGGAGAAGUGAAGAAAGGACAAAGCAGUGAUUUGCCCCCCUCAACCACAUCCAGUGGUCCGAAGAGGCGUGAAAUGAAACUGCGAAGCUUACUCAAUCUUCAGAAACUUGUGUGCGAUGACGUGCAUUCAGGACUGAGAGACAUCUUUAAACAGCAUACGUUUGUUGGCUGUGUGAACCAGACCCACACCCUUAUCCAGCACCAGACAAAGCUCUUCCUGGCCAACACAACCAAUCUAAGCAAAGAACUCUUCUACCAGAUCAUGGUCUAUGACUUCGGAAACUUCGGAGUUCUACGACUAUCUGAACCAGCGCCAAUCUAUGACCUUGCCAUGCUUGCCCUUGACAGCGAUGAGAGCGGUUGGAGUGAGGCAGAUGGGCCUAAAGAGGACCUAGCUAAAUAUAUCGUCAAGUUUCUCACCGCAAAAGCAGACAUGUUGGAUGACUAUUUUUCACUUCAAGUUGAUGAGGAUGGAAAUCUUCGCACCCUGCCUCUACUCCUCGAGAACUAUUUACCACAGAUGGAGGGCAUUCCCAUGUUGGUGCUGAGGUUGGCCUCUGAGGUCAACUGGGACUCUGAGCAGGAGUGCUUCGAGACAAUUUGUCGUGAGAUGAGCGAUUUCUACGCCAUUAAGACGGAUCUAUUCCCGAGUUCGGAUUCUCAGGACAGUCAAGAGUCGAGUAUGAGUGAACCAACAAGUGAUGUGAACUGGAAGUGGACAAACGAGCACGUCAUCUACCCAGCAUUUCGAAAAACACUUCUUCCACCGAAGAGAUUUGCAGACAACGCCAAUAUUCUUCAAGUUGCAAAUUUGCCCGACUUGUAUAAGGUUUUCGAACGAUGUUAAGGGCUCCCAGUAGUUUCUUUGCU
Lineus longissimus is the source of this 2228-nucleotide messenger RNA. RefSeq names its product DNA mismatch repair protein Mlh1-like. Lineage: Eukaryota; Metazoa; Nemertea; Pilidiophora; Heteronemertea; Lineidae. Gene Ontology annotation, molecular function: ATP hydrolysis activity; ATP binding; ATP-dependent DNA damage sensor activity. Gene Ontology annotation, biological process: mismatch repair. Gene Ontology annotation, cellular component: MutLalpha complex. The transcript is spliced from 18 exons. The record is from RefSeq and is a predicted model, not a curated record. Bases 145 to 2205 code for a protein of 686 amino acids.